This is a messenger RNA of Aureobasidium musti, 1071 nucleotides long. Lineage: Eukaryota; Fungi; Ascomycota; Dothideomycetes; Dothideales; Saccotheciaceae. The record is from the annotation of a GenBank genome assembly.
AUGGCCGUCGCACGAUCCAUUCGCCGUACCAAUCCAAUCACACUGGUCCUGGGAGGCCUCUUGACCAUCGGCUUCCUCAUCUUCAUCUUCUCCUCCACCGAUGCUGGUCCCGCACUCCAUGUCCCCGGUGCAAGACAAUUACUCAAGUCCAAAGAUGCUGCCUCCAACGCCCUCUCUCCUCCUUCGCUGCCAUUUUUCAAGUCCAACCUCAAGGCCGGCGAAAAGGCCCUCCUCCGCCAGUUUGUCCUCAUCCUCACUCCGCUUGCCCGCUUCUACGAAGAGUACUGGACCAAUCUCGUUGCUCUGACAUACCCCCACGACCUCAUCAGCUUGGGCUUCAUCAUUCCCAAGGGCCGCGAGGGCAAUGCCGCAACUGCACAACUCCAAGAACAAAUUGCCAGGACCCAAGCAAGCAGCAAGCGCUUUGCUUCCAUCACCAUUCUUCGACAGGAAGACGAGCCUCCGCUCACUAGCCAGUCUGAACACGAUCGCCAUGCCAUGUCCGCCCAGAAAGAGCGCCGUGCCGCCAUGUCGCGCGCAAGAAAUGCUCUCCUUUUCACAACUCUCGGUCCCACCACUUCAUGGGUUCUCUGGCUUGACUCGGACAUUGUCGAGACUCCUCACUCAUUGAUUCAGGAUCUGGCCGCUUUCGACAAGCCCAUCAUUGUACCCAACUGUUUCCAGCGUUUCUACGACAAGGAGAAGGGUGCCAUGGAUGUCAGACCUUAUGACUUUAACAGCUGGAUUGACAGCAACACUGCCCAAAACUUGGCUUCUAAGAUGGGCCCUGACGAGAUCUUGCUCGAAGGCUAUGCCGAAAUGGCCACAUAUAGAAGCUUGAUGGCAUACAUGAGCCAUCCCGGUGGCAACCCCAAGGACAUUGUCAACCUGGACGGUGUCGGCGGAACAGCAUUGCUCGUCAAGGGUGAUGUUCACAGAGACGGAGCCAUGUUCCCACCAUUCCCUUUCUACCACCUGAUUGAGACGGAAGGAUUCGCAAAGAUGGCCAAGCGAUUGGGAUGGAGCAGUUGGGGAGUGCCCAACUACUUUGUUUAUCACUACAAUGAGUAA